Molecule: messenger RNA, 389 nt
Organism: Racocetra fulgida
Lineage: Eukaryota; Fungi; Glomeromycota; Glomeromycetes; Diversisporales; Gigasporaceae
Source: the annotation of a GenBank genome assembly
AUUUUAAGGAAACCAAAAAUGAUAAAUGGUUGUUUCCAAAAGAUGCAAUACUAGAAGCAUUGUUAAUGUCAGAACUUUACGAUGACUUACGAGAAUAUUCAUUAUUAACUGUUAAGGUGCUUGCUUCAUUUUAUCUUCCUCAAAACGAAGAAACAUUAAGUUCUAAACAGCAACAUCAGUCUGUCACAAUGCGCAUGAUUAAUAUAACGCAACCGAUGUUAGACGUGUUAAAAAAGACAACGAAUGAUGUAACUACUGUCUUCAAAUCAAUGGCUGCAAAGGUAAACAAGCAACCUAAUCGUGUUUACUUACAAUACUGCUUGCUUUGCGAUUAUCCAGAAGAUUUAUUAGAGGUAAAUUUAUUAUUUUUUGUUGAUAUAUAUUGUUAA